UUACCAAGAGAACACUUGUCGUUGCGUUGAUUAAAAAAAUUGUGACCAAUAGUGACGUGCAGUUCAUGCAUGCAGUCGAUGCUUUGACAGCAAAUAAUUUUGUGACUUGUGCUGUGCUUUUCUGUGAGUGUUUGAGUGUUGUUUUUAUUCAUGAAAUGAACACGAAAAUCGAAAUGCAAGUUGAACAAUGCCCGUAGAAGCUACGAUUGUAAAAAGAGCAACCAAUGUACACUGGUUUUAGUGACAUCGUGAUAGAGAAAAAGUAAAAAUGUUGUUUAGAGCCAGUGCGGGUUAAGCGAAAAGAUGGGAAAUAAAGGUUUCGGGGGUGAGGUGGUCAGCUUUUUUCUGGCUGUGGCGUUUUGCGUCACGUGCCCCGAGUAUGUAUCGUCUGCACAAAGAGAGCUUGGUAAAGGAUUACCAUCAAACACCUCUGCCACAGUACCACCAGCUGCAGACAACGCAAUACGAACUGGUGUCGAUGCAUCGAGACACACUCCUAAAACAGGACCAUAUUUCGACCUGGCUGCUUCCAAAAAUGUAACUGCACUAUUGGGAAAAACUGCAUAUCUCAAUUGCAGAGUGAAAAACCUGGGAAACAAAACUCUAAACAUGCAAGUUUCCUGGGUCAGACACAGGGACAUCCAUUUGCUCACGGUUGGAAGGUAUACUUACACGACCGACCAACGGUUUAGAGCCAUUCAUUUACCACAUUCUGAAGACUGGACUUUGCAGAUAAAGUAUCCACAGCACAGAGACUCCGGAAUAUAUGAGUGUCAGAUAUCAACGACACCGCAUAUGAGUCACUUUAUUCAUUUGAACGUCGUUGAGCCAACUACGGAGAUAAUUGGCGGGCCAGAGUUGUACAUCGAUCGUGGCAGUACUAUAAAUUUAACUUGUGUGGUCCGGUACUCGCCUGAACCAGUAGCGUAUAUAUUCUGGAACCAUAACCAAGCGAUAAUAAGCUAUGACUCACCACGGGGAGGAGUAUCCGUGGUAACUGAGAAAGGUGAAACGACAACUUCAUUUCUUCUAAUCCAGCAAGCACGGCCGUCAGAUUCUGGGUCGUAUCAAUGUAACCCGAGCAACGCUAAAUCAAGGAGCGUCGUAGUACAUGUUUUGAAUGAAGCAAAUUCUAUUUUUCCUUUGUCAGGUGAGUAUCCUGCUGCGAUGCAAAGAGGUGGACAUGCAUUCGCUCCAACUUCAGUGACCUGCAUUCUUAUUGUUGCAACAAUACUAACAGCUAUAUCUUGACAUACCAUACUAACGGUAAGACUGUAAAUAGUUUCCUAGUCAAACUGGUCACAUUGCAUUUGUGAAAAACAGCAUUCAUCACAAUUGUUAAUAUGAUAAGUAUAUUUUUGCUAUUAAAUAGUGGGUUGUAUAGUAUAUAAUAUUUGAAUCCCUUAUCAAGUAUCCCGCUUGUUUCAUAGUCUCUUUUGUAUGUUAAAUUUCGAAUAUGGAUUCUGUUAUCUAUAAUUAAAAGUUAUAACUACCGCGAAAUAUAUAUUGUACGGGGAUGAAAAACAGCUGACAAUACUACGUUUAACAGAGGUUUAGUAAUAUUGGGGAGUGUAAAUAAUAUGUAUUACAGAUGUACUAUGAUAAUUACUAAAAAAUAAUGUUAUACGAGUUACAUUAUAUAGUUUAACAUCGUUUUAAAAGUGUAAAACUGUAAGUAUAUAUACUGUGUAGGUACCGUUUAUACUUUUGUCUGUAAAUAACUUGUGUAUUUUCUUUUUUUCAUUUAGUUAUACAUUUUAUUUUUCUUUCAUCGUUUGUAAUUUCAACCAGUAAAGUAUCGUUGUUACUAAAUAGUUUAGUUAUGAUAAGCUAGUCAUUGAAAUAUAAGGUAAGCUUAGAUAGUUAUGUAAACAUUUUUGUAACUGUUUUUAAGCGCUGUGGAAUAUUUAUUUCUAUCUCACUAUAUUAUCAAAUGAUAAUUUUCUUAUGCCCUGGUAUAUAUUAUGUCUAGUCAGAUGAAAUAUUUUCGUUUUUUAUUUCUAGAUAUUCCCCGUCCUUAUAUUUCUAACCUCCUAAAUGUAUAGAUCAAUAUUAAGUGCUUUAGCGACAGAUACUGUCAUUAAAAACAUUAUUUUCUCAAAAUUAUCGUAUUUAAUUAUUGUAUAUAGUAUUUUAUGUCCAAUAGAUUAACAUUCAGAAUUACUAUCUCAGUGUUAUGUAAGAGAAUUAUAAACAUAAUAUUGUCUUCAAGUACGUAAAGUUCACGGUAUUGUAUCUCGAGUUAAAAUGUGAAAAUUUUAUUAUUGUAUGCAAAAUACAAAGUCACAAUAGACAGUAACUAUUGUUGUAUUUACGAUACUGUGCGUCUGCGCAAUAUA
Molecule: messenger RNA, 2339 nt
Organism: Leptidea sinapis
Lineage: Eukaryota; Metazoa; Arthropoda; Insecta; Lepidoptera; Pieridae
Exons: 8
Coding region: 304-1251 (315 amino acids)
Biological process (GO): synapse organization
Cellular component (GO): neuron projection membrane
Source: RefSeq, a predicted model, not a curated record